Paramuricea clavata is the source of this 471-nucleotide messenger RNA. The record is from the annotation of a GenBank genome assembly. NCBI's taxonomy places the organism in Eukaryota, Metazoa, Cnidaria, Anthozoa, Malacalcyonacea, Plexauridae.
AUGCGAGCUACACAAUCAAGUUCAGACGCUGAACAUAAACAACAACUUGGCAAGCUGGUGACGUAUAACACCGAUGCCUUGACAAUGCUUGGCCAUAUUCAUAUGGAAUUAUUGAACCGCCGCCGUGAGUUGAUCAAGCCGAAUUUAAACAAGGAAUAUGUUUCUUUGUGUUCGCCUCAAACUCCCAUAACGGAGCUCUUAUUUGGCGACGAUUUACAGGCUCAAAUGGCCAGUAUCAAGGCCGCAAAUAGGAUUAGUCAGUCUACUACAAGUAGUUCGAAAUUUAAUCCCAACACGCGGAGCCCCUUUGAAGGUGCAAAAAACCGCUUGAAAGGGAAACAGUUUGCACACAGCAGCCACACCAACGGUAAGCCUUUUUUAUGGCAAAAUCGGGGCAACAAUUAUCGCCCCUACCCGCAGAACAAACCAAAGUUCCCAGCGGGCAAGAAAAAGAGCUACCAGUGGCAGUGA